Lacerta agilis (Sand lizard) is the source of this 6091-nucleotide messenger RNA. It is a transcript of the gene ARHGEF1, whose product is annotated as Rho guanine nucleotide exchange factor 1. Gene Ontology annotation, biological process: G protein-coupled receptor signaling pathway. The transcript is spliced from 33 exons. Bases 219 to 3470 code for a protein of 1083 amino acids. Gene Ontology annotation, cellular component: cytoplasm. The record is from RefSeq and is a predicted model, not a curated record. Lineage: Eukaryota; Metazoa; Chordata; Lepidosauria; Squamata; Lacertidae. Gene Ontology annotation, molecular function: guanyl-nucleotide exchange factor activity; G protein-coupled receptor binding.
CGAGCGGCUUCCUGCUCCCCCCCCCCACACACUGCCCCACAUCCCCGGCCAGCCCCUCCCCGCAAGCCGCCCUCUGCAACAGGAAACCCCGCCAGGGCCUUGCGUCGGGAGGCAGCAGGAGCCAAACUCAAGUUCGAUCCAGGUAGAUGCUGGCCCUGAACACUUGGACCCCUUGACUCACCUGGGGACCUUACCCCCACCCGCCCCACAGGGGCAGAAUGGAGUUGGAGGAAGGAUACAAUGGGAACCCGGCACUGGGUGCCCGCAGUGGGUCGGCCAUGGCGAUCAUCGGAGCGGAAGACGAGGACUUUGAAAACGACAUCGAGCCAUUCCAGAACCCGGAUGCACAAAGCAGCAUGUUCCAGAGCCUGGACCUCUUAACACGGCAUCCUGCCUACUUGAUGGUUUUCCUGCAGCAUGUGGUGCUGCAGUUCGACUCCAGCCCUGUGCUCUGUUACCUUCAUGUGGACCUCAUACUGAACCGCCUCGGGGCCAAGGAGGCGAAGAAGCAGUUUGUGGAAUUCUGCCAUACGUUCCUAGACAAAGCUGGGCUGCUGAGGGUUCCUGUUCCAUCUUCCGUACAGUUUGAGCUGGAUCGUAACCGACCCGAGCUUCUACCCGAUGACCAGCAGCGAAAGCACUUGCAGGACAUCCAGUCUUUCCAAGAACAGGAGAUUGCUCGGCAGCUGGAGGACUUCAGGGAAAAGAGGAAGAUGGGGAUGACCCCGGGGGAGUCUGAGCUCUUUGAGUUGGAAGGCUAUCGGACGAAGGACAAAGGCAUCCGUGAGGCCAAGGAGAAGCAGCUGGCCGAGUUGCUGAUGGUGAAGCUGGAGGAGAUGCACCCCACCAUUUCUGUCGACGAGGAGAAAAGUUCUGCCAUUUUUGCCGCCGUUGUGACAUAUAUGAAGUCCCUGGGGGUUAAGACGAAAGCCGCCGAUAACAAGAAGUCGAAAGCCAACUUCUUCCGCAAGAAGAUUUCGGGGACCAAGAAGCCUGAGGAAGCUCCCAAAUCAAAGAAGGGCUUCAGCAUUUUGGACCCAGCACGCUGGAACCGGGGAGACUCCCACUAUUCUGAUUACAGACAAUCCAAACCAGAGGGUGAAGCAGCUGAUAAGGCACCGGCCUCGGACAGGAAAGGAAAGCUAUUGGAGGGAGGCCCAGGGCGGGGCAAGGGAAGCUUUUCGGGGUCGGAUCCUGCGGGAGUGUCCGUCACUGUUCACCCCCCUCCUGGGGAGGGCAAUGACAGAGAGCAGGGUGCCGACAGUCAGGUUCCAACUGAUGCCUCCGACUCCCCGGUUACAGAGCAGCCCCAGGCUGGGGAGCAGCCCCCAGCUGAAGAUGGCACAGAAAACGAAAGAAGGCGAAAAAGGCUGUCAGCAAAGCUGGGCCGCUCCGAGAGCCUGCGGGUGUACGAGCGGAAGCGGUCUCAGCGCGGCUCAGCCAAGGGCAAGCAGCCACGAUCGCGGAGCGACGUGGACGUCGAAGCCGCUGCCCGUGCCAAUGAGAUGGAGGAGAAGCAGUACCUAGAACAGGCUCGGCAGAAGCAGGGGAGUCGCAAUCUGGAACCGGGAGGGGCUGGGGGAGGGGAGCCCCCGCCGUCCUUUCUGCAUCCCCAGUCUGAGGAGACUGAGCCGCGUGUUUCGGAACUGGAGCUGGACCCGCCAAACUGGCGGGAGCUCGUCUCCAACGACACCCUCCUCAGGCUGAAGAAAAGCGAAGUGAAGCGGCAAGAGGUCAUCAAUGAGCUGUUCAUCACCGAACACGCCCACCUGCGCAUGCUACGGGUGCUGCUGGAGGUCUUCUACCAACCUCUGCUGGCCGAGGAGCACUUCAGGGAGAGCGAACUGGUCAACAUCUUCCCCAGCUUGGAGGACUUGAUCGAUGAACACAAGGUGUUUCUGGAGAGCUUGAAGAAGCUGAGGGAGGAAAACAAUUCCCUUGUUUCUGAAAUCGGGAGCACUCUGCUGGCUCGGUUUGAUGGUUCUGAAGGAACCUGGUUCCAGAAGAUUUCGGCCCGUUUCUGCAGCCGCCAGUCGUUUGCUCUGGAGCAGCUGAAAGCCAAGCAGAAGAAAGAGCCGCGUUUCAACCAGUUCAUCCAGGAGGCAGAAAGUCAGCCUCGUUGCCGGCGGUUGCAACUGAAGGACAUAAUCCCCAUCGAGAUGCAGAGGCUGACCAAGUAUCCGCUGCUCCUUCACAGCAUUGCCAAAUGCACAGAGGAGGCCGAGGAACGGCAGAAAGUGCAGAGGGCGGCUGACUGCUGCCGGCAGAUCCUCAACCACGUCAAUCAGGAGGUGCGCAACAUGGAGAACUUGCUGAAACUGAAAGAUUAUCAGCGUCGGCUGGACCUCUCCAACCUGAAGCAAAGUACCGACCCACUGCUUAGUGAAUUUAGGAACAUCGACAUCACCAGGAAAAACCUCGUGUAUGAGGGACCUCUGACUUGGCGUGUCACCAAGGAUAAAUCAGUAGAUGUCCACGUUCUCCUGCUGGACGACAUCUUGAUGCUUCUGCAGAAGCAGGAGGAGCGCCUGGUCCUCAAGUGCCACAGUCGCACCAUCACCCCAACCCCUGACGGGAAGCAGAUGCUGAGCCCCAUCAUCAGGCUCAAUUCAGCCAUGACACGCGAAGUGGCCACAGAUAUCAAGGCUUUCUAUGUGAUUUUCAGCUGGGAGGAUGGAGCUCAGAUCUAUGAGCUGGUUGCGCAGACGGUGCUGGAAAGGAAGAAUUGGUGCAGUAUGAUCAGCGACACAGCCGGCUGCCUGAAGGUCCCCAUUAAACCACGGCUUUCAGUGCCAAACAGUCGGUCUUCGCCACACAGCCCCAGCUUCGGCUACUCAGAGGGGUUGCUGGGUGGAGCGGAGAACGGCAGCUCCCACAAGGAGACCCUGCAUUCAGAGGCAGAGCGGGAGAAGGAUGGGAUGCUGGAAGGGGCCGAAUUCGAGGGGCGCAGCCCUGUGAGCGGACCGAAGCUGGGCAAGGCAACAGAAGAGAUCUUGGACGACAUGCUGAACUUGCACAAGCACCAGCCCGUAGGCCAGGGGGCCCUGUCAUCCGCUGCACAGGACAGAAUAUCAGCCCUGAGGAGACUACUUCAAGUAUCGGAGGAAGGGGAGGUUGCCUUCCCAGCAGCAGAACCUGUGGACCGUCCGCCAGAGAACGGGAACCCCCGCGAGGGGGGAGAAGAAGAACAGGAGUGGGAGACGGGUCAUGGGACGGAGGCAGACGGCAGCCGGCGGCAUCCAGGAGGUCUCCCCAAUGGCCCCUUGGAGCCAGAGUGGGGCUCAGAGCACCUGGAUAGGGAAGGAUCCAGUUCCAUAAUUCUGACCCACCAACAAUCUGACGGGGUGAAGCAUCACUUGCGGCUUCUGGAAGAUGCAAUCCAGGGUCUGAAGGAAAUUGAAGCGGAUUAUUGGCACCUGCAGCAGCUGAUAGGAAAACUCACGCCAUCUCAGCCGCCCAGUUUCACAUGAGGCUUAGCCAAGCAGAGAAGGCCUGUCUUUAACAGGGAGGAAAAGGGAUCUUCUUUGCCAACCGCUCUCUCCAGCCAGAUGUUCCUCCCCCUCCUCCGGCAACACCAGCAACCAAGUUCGGCCUACACUGCUUUUUGUAUAGAGGAUUUAUAAUGCAGGGAAAGAUUCUGGGGUUAUAAAUAUAUAUUAUAUAUAUAUAUAUAUAUAUUCUACCUAGACCACGCUAUAGGGGGGCCAUAUUUAGAGGCUGCGGAACUGCAUGUGAGUAAGGGGGUCAAACCCUUCCUGAGGGGGUGGGGUUAGCUAUGUCAUCAGGCCAUAGAGGUGCUCUUGGGUGGGGUGGGGGGGUCAGCUUUUGCUUUAGCUAUGGGAGUAAUUUGUGGUGUCUGUCCCAAAGAGAGGCGAAUUUAAAAAUUGGGUCCCUAGUGGACCAAAGAUCAUGGGUGUGUGUGGGUGUGGGUGUUGCAAGGCACUUGUAGGCUUCUGAUCUCCACAGACCUAUUCAGAACACAACUGCUGGAGACAUCAAACUUGACCUCCUUUCUGCCAAAAGGAAACCAGCCAAAUAAUCUCAGGGAAGGUUUGCAAGGAGGGUAUGAUGAUAGCAAUAUCUAGCCCCUCCUCAAAUUGUCAAUCAUCCUGGUGGUGUAAGCUUGCCUUACAGUAUAUCCUCACACGUGGACUUAACCCUCUAAAUAGGCACCUCAUCCUUUUAAAAAGGAAGCACUUGGUGGCAGCGGCCGCAGCAACCACCGCGGUUUCAUGGGGGAGGCAAAUCUUUAACUCACGUAACUUGGCUUUCCUUGCCUUUACUCACCUCCCUGUCCCCAGAAACGCCCCGCUUUUCUAGAAUGCGUUUUUAUCCUUUUCCUGCCUCAUUUGUUCACACCUGCAGUCUUGCCAAAGCUGUCUCCCUCCAUCCCUUGGCCCAUUGCUACCUUGCCAUUCCACACAGUGCUUUUGUUUUGGCACCAGUUCAGCUGAGACACACACACACUCACAAGCACACGGCAGGAAAGCCUUGGGUUUGCACGCAAACUGUAUCGGCUGCCCUGAAACUUGAGCUGGUUCUCUCCUCCCAGAAGACUGGUCUCUCCUUGCUGGGUGACCCUUCACAGCUGGCUCACAACCUAACGGAAGGCGGGCUGCCCCGGCAGUGCCAUAACCACCUUCUGAAGAGAGGAGAAAAGGCAGCUGAAAUGGGUCUUGCGUUAUGAGAUGAGCUUGAAGCUGAAAGUCUGAAGGCAGUGUUGUUCCAACGGUGGAUCAAGGGAGACCCCUGGUGUUCCUUGGAAAUGCUUCUCAAGAAAUUCCCCCAACGAGAUUAGUAGUGGCAGGCAACCUCCCUGGAAACGCUGCUUGAUCUUAAGCUGGCCGGUGCAGUUUCACAUGUGCCUUCUAGCCUGCCCUCGUCCCAACUCAAGGGAGACCCAGAAGACUUGGCCACCAACCUCCUUGACUUGGUUGUGUGCAGAAACUCCCAUUGCAGGGGGUGGAAAUUUUUUGUUGUUGUUUUUUUAAAAAAAUGCAAGCUCCUGCUAGCAAAGCGAAAUCCAGACCAGCCCCUUCCACGAAGCUCCUUUCUCACCACACCUCUGCUUUCUUUGGGAAUUCCUGAGAAAUCUUGGGGUUCGAUACCCAACAAUGUAUAUACCAAGGAUAAGCUGAGCAGUUAGACCACACUUGUGCACACCUUAUUUGGAAUCUGGGUUGCCUUUCACUCGGUGUUGCUGACCAGGUUAUUCCCAGCACCGUGUAGCACUAUAAAAGCUGCUUUUAGCCACAGGGCGCCACAAAUUUAGAAUAUGAAAGCGAAACCACAAGGUCCUGGGUUGGGGUCUCAUCCGCCAUAAAUGUCAUUAAUGCACAAUCACUUGGCUGCCCUCCUGUGACAUGCUGCUUUACAGAAGGGACAGCAGGUGGAGCCAUACCAAUAAGUCAACUCUUGGCUCUUCAAAACGUUGGGGUUGUUGGCCUUUUGCAGUAUUUUGCAGGAAUUGAGUGUGGACUGGCGGCGGGUUGGGGUGGGGGUUGCCUGUUCCUCCUUCUACCCCGAUCCCCCUUUGGCUGUGUAUGGAAGGGACUUACCCUCAAAGCUGGUCUGUCGCAUGGAGCAAGAGGGCUCUGGACCUAUAGAGGGCUGCUGAGCACCCAGGCUCGGGGUUUGCUGCUGCUUCUGGCAACUCUGCUCACCCUCCCCAGCCAAGACACCUCCUAUUUGUAGGACCCUUUGCCCAACUGGAGGGUUGCAGUGGGUCCUCCCUAGGCAACCGCGGCGUAUUUCCGUCCUCCGAUUGGGAGAAUUCCAUCUGCUGAAACUAGUCGAGGGGGAUAAACGCAUGUGGUGCUUUCACCCCAGAGGACAGGUGGCAGACCUAAGGGUUGAGGUAAGGGGGCAAAGUCAAGUGACACCUGCCGCCACCCCCACCCCACCCCCACUUGAUGUCCUCAGAGACUGACCUACACAGAUAUUGCACACGUUCCAGUUCUUCCAAGUGCCUUUUAUACUUUUUGUUGAUAAUGUGCUUGUAUGUUUAAGAAAACGCAAUAUUUUGCUGGGAUAUUAUAUAUAUACGAACAUAAGGGAGUAGUCUUAACUCCUCCAGCUGGGGAUAAAAGCG